ACUAAUACACGUUGUGGUCAUAUAAUUAAUAGUACCCGAUCGUCAUUUGAAAUGAUCUUAGAAUUUAUCGGUUUGUUAGUUGCUGGUUACUAUUUCUUUUAUUUCAUUGCACAACCUUUUUUGGAUUGUGAUUUACAUUUGGCGUAUAAAGAAAAAUAUGGAAAACCCAUUGAUACGCUACGAAACAAAGUUGUAUGGAUAACAGGUGCAUCCAGUGGAAUAGGAGAACAUCUUGCCUAUGUCCUUGCAGUUGCUGGCUGCAAGUUGAUAUUAUCAGCCCGGAGAGAAGGUGAAUUAUUAAGGGUCAAAGAAAGAUGUCUAGCAGGUAAUAAGUUGUUGACAGCGGAUGAUGUGGAAGUUCUAGUGCUGGAUGUUGUUGCUAUCGAAACACACGAAAAGGCGUUUAACCAUGUCAUCAACAAGUUUGGCAAACUGGACAUUCUAGUGAAUAAUGCAGGAAGAUCACAAAGAGCAUUGUGGGCAAAUAUAGAAAUAGAUGUGGAUCGGCAAAUGUUUGAAUUAAAUGUAUUCGGAACGAUUUCCUUGAGUCGCAUAGCCAUGAAAUACUUUUCAAAGAGAGGUGAAGGUCAUAUAGCAGUGACUUCAAGUUUGGCAGGUGUUAUGGGCGUACCUUUUUCUGCCACCUAUACCGCAACAAAACAUGCACUUCAUGGAUACUUUGGUGCUUUGAGGCUGGAAACUUUUGGACAGAACACCAAAAUAACGAUUUUUUGCCCUGGUCCGAUCCAAACAGCUUUUUUGGCGGAGUCUUUUACUGAGAAAAGUGGAGAAAAACUUGGAGAAGAAACAGCCGUAUCUGAUGCAAAAAUGAGUGCCGGACGUUGUGCCAAGUUAUUUGCAGUGGCAUUGGCUAAUGAAGUUUAUGAAGCUUGGGUUGCUUACCCUAAAAUGAUGAUACUUGUAUAUAUUUGCGCCUACUAUCCCAAUAUAAUGAACUUAUUACCCAAGUUUAUAUCAUCGAAGAAGUUUCUUAACAUGCGAGACUCUAAAGAAGUAUUGAAAGUAGAGUGAAAAUAAUAUCUAUUGUUCCAGAAACAAUUUUAAUUUUGUCAUAAUACAGUGAAGUGCCAUUAAAGUCCAUCAGCUAUGGAUCCUUCUUGACUUUUGCGAAUAUCCUCACUUUUCACAACUUGGCUUUCAUACCAGGAAAUAAGUUGUUUUUCCCAUUUAGCGAUACUGAAAUCUUUCAUGGGAGUAUUAGAUCAACGUCGUCAUAUUGAUUGGGUAGAAGAAAAAUGCUUUCUGAAGAGCCAUUUUAUUUGCCGAAUUUAUUCGAUAUUGUUGUUACUAUGAGACAGUUUAUUAAAUUUUGUACAUUAUACUAUGGUGAUCUUAAAUAUUUAAAUUGGUAAAGUUAA
Molecule: messenger RNA, 1379 nt
Organism: Diprion similis
Lineage: Eukaryota; Metazoa; Arthropoda; Insecta; Hymenoptera; Diprionidae
Product: dehydrogenase/reductase SDR family member 7
Exons: 7
Coding region: 52-1032 (326 amino acids)
Molecular function (GO): oxidoreductase activity
Source: RefSeq, a predicted model, not a curated record